This is a messenger RNA of Paramecium octaurelia, 900 nucleotides long. The record is from the annotation of a GenBank genome assembly. Lineage: Eukaryota; Ciliophora; Oligohymenophorea; Peniculida; Parameciidae.
AUGAAACUGAUGAAUGGGUUGGAGCACAGUAAUUUAGUAUAUAAACAUAUAACAAUUGAAUAAUUUACAAAGAUUAAAUCACUCAACUAAAAAUUAUUCUAAUAAUCAAUUAAAAACAGAGCACAAUUUGAAUAAGAAUUAUAAGUCAAUAAGAAUUAUCUUGCAUGGAAUAAAUAAAGAUAGGAUGAGAUCUCAAGAAAGAUUGAUGUUCUUCUUGAUGAAUAAUGUCUUAGUAACUAAUUAUUUGUGAGAUCAAUUAAGCAAAAUAGAGAAGCACUUGAAGUUGUAAGAGUACUUAAACAAGAUGCUGCUGGUUAUAUUAUAAAUGUUGAUCCAUUUGAUUAGUCUAAGAGAAAGCAACUAGUGUAGCUCAAAAGUCAAAACAUACAGAAAUCUUUUCAAUGAAAAUGAAGUUAAGACUUUCUUGAAUUUGGCUUAAACGUAAUAAGAAGAAGGAUUAAGCAGAGGGGCUACAUUGGCUGAAAGAGUUCUUACGGUUCUUGAAUCACUUGAAGCCAAUCUCUAAGCUUCCCUUGAGGCUCUUGAAGUAAAUGAAAUCAUUGCUUCAUGGUAAUUGGCUAGGUGGAUUUCUUUUAGUGAAGCUGAAGUAGCAAACUUGAUGGUUGAAUAUGAAAAAAGCAAGUUUAUGCUGACAGUAUUGGCAACUGUAAUAAUUAUAAAUUAAUCUAUUAGUAAAUCCAAGCAGCUUUAGCUAAAUAAGCAAAGUCAAAGUUGAUUUUACAAGAAUCUCAAGAUGCCCUUGAUGAAGCAUUAGCAGACUCAGAAUCCAAGAGAGCUGAUUAUGCUGAGGCUAAAGCAAAGAUAGAUGAAGAUAAUGCCAUUUUGAAAUAGGUUAUCAUCAUCUUCAAGAAUUAAGUUGAAACAUGGCCUGGAAGAUGA